Messenger RNA from Trifolium pratense (red clover), 3414 nucleotides. RefSeq names its product disease resistance protein At4g27190-like. Bases 249 to 3134 code for a protein of 961 amino acids. Lineage: Eukaryota; Viridiplantae; Streptophyta; Magnoliopsida; Fabales; Fabaceae. Gene Ontology annotation, molecular function: ADP binding. The transcript has 3 exons. The record is from RefSeq and is a predicted model, not a curated record.
GUAUUAAAAUUUCUGUCAUUAAAAACUAGCUGUACUAAAAUAUAAUGAAUAAAGAUUAGGUAAGGUGAGGAGAAUAUAACAAAUGAUGUAAACAGAACCGCCUUGUGUGAUUGUGUCAAAGCCUCAAAGGUUAAAGUCAAAAGAUCAAGUAUCCUUCUCUACAUCUGUUAUUGCUAACUGAUCUCUGCAGGCAGUGCAUCUACGUUUUGAGAAAUCUACUCGAUCCUACAUAAGGCUGCCUUUACGUGAUGAUGGCAGAUGUGAUUGCGAGUAUAAUUGUGAUUGUUGUGACCGUUGCAACUGCGGCAGCGGCUAUAUACUUUCAAGGAUGGUUUAUAAUGUGGGGACAAUAUAUUUUCCACAACGAAAUGGUAGAGAAGAUAAAAGCAAUGGGAAGAUUCAUAGCCAAAAGCAAAGAUAUUCAACCAUUUUCUCAUCUUGAUUCGCUACCAGGUAUUCAGUAUGAAUUAUCUGAAGACUUCGUUUAUUUUAGAUCAACAAAAAGGGCUUAUGAUGAACUCUUUGAGACACUCGAGGACGACUCCAUCCAUAUGAUAGGAUUGUAUGGUGAGGGUGGAUGUGGAAAAACAACUCUUGUAACUGAAGUUGGCAAGAAGGCUGAGGAUUUGGAAAUGUUUGAUAAGGUUAUAUCAAUCACCGUGUCUCGAACUCCAAACAUUAGAGACAUUCAAGGAAAAAUUGCAGAUAUGUUGAAAUUGAAACUGGGUGAAGAAAGUGAAGAGGGAAGAGCCCAACGUUUAUGGAUGUGUUUAAAACAAAAGAAGCGAAUUCUUAUCAUAGUAGACAGUUUAUGGAGAGAUUUCAAAUUGAAGGAUAUCGGGAUUCUCUUAGAUGAUGAUAUAAAAAAAACAUGGAAGAUCCUCAUAACCACUCGUCAUGAGCGUGUUUGUACAUUAAUGAACUGUCAAAAGAAGAUUCAUUUGGAGCUCUUGUCUGAAGAUGAGUCCUGGAAUUUAUUCCAAAAGUUAGCAAGAAUUGAUGACGAACGCUCCAAGGUAUUGCAUAAUGUGCCACGAAAAAUAUGCAAUGAAUGUAUGGGACUUCCCAUAGCAAUCAAAAUUGUGGGGUCAUUAUUCAAAGAGAGGAAUGAAAUUGAAUGGCAGCAGGCGUUUCAGAAGUUACGGGAUUCAAAGGCAUAUGAUGAUGAAGAUAAUGCUACUUUUUGCGUUAAAUUAAGCUAUGAUUAUUUGCCAACGAAAAAAGCACAACAAAUCUUUCUGUUGUGUGCUCUUUUUCCAGAAGAAUAUCACAUCCCUACAGAAGAUUUGGUGAGGUAUGCACUUGGACUAGGUGUGAGAGAAAUAUUAUCGUUAAAGUCAAUGAAGAGCUCCAUCAGUGCAGUCAUAACAGAACUUCUAGAUUCUUGUUUGCUGACACGUGGUUCCGUGAAGAUGCAUAACAUGGUUCGUGAUGCAGCCUUAUGGAUUGCAAAUAGAUCAGAUUGCAAAAUCUUGGUAAACGUUGACAAACCACUUAGCACUGUGGCAGUAAUAAUACCAGAUUAUUUUGCAGUAUCUUCAUGGUGGUACAAUGAAAAUCCCUCUUUUUGUCAAUUGCAUGCUCCAAAUCUUAAACUUCUAUUGAUAAAUAUUAGUGCUCAUGAUAGAUCACUGAAUUCCUUGGAUUUAUCACAUUUAACAUUCGAAGGAAUACAAGGGCUUCAAGUUUUUUCUAUAACCAUCAAUUACAAAAUAGUACCAAUAUCAUUUCCUCCAUCAAUCCAAUUGUUGACAAAUGUUAGAACUCUGCGCUUAAAUGGAUUGACAUUUGGUGACAUUUCUUUCAUAACAAGCUUAACAAGACUAGAGGUUCUUGACUUGAGACGCUGUGAGUUCAACGAGCUUCCUAUCGAAAUAGGAAAGCUUAGAAACCUGAAGCUGCUAGAUUUGUCAGAAUGUCUUAUUUUUGAAAACACCUAUAAUGGUGCAAUAGGAAAAUGUUCACAGCUAGAGGAGUUAUAUGCUUCAAAAUGCUACCCAUCAUAUGAGUAUGUUAACGAGAUCAUUCUGGAUAUUGGUAUUCUCCUAAAUCUACAAAGAUUUGUAUUUGGUGAUCAAAUCAUUCCAGAAAGCACUAGAGUUGUACAAGUAAAUGAUUUGAAUAUCUCAAAGUUGAGGACAUCCAAAAGAAAUAUUCUGCAAAUAGCUGAAACUAUUUCUUUGAGUGGUCUACAUGGAGGAUGUAAAAGUAUCGUCCCAGAUAUGGUUGGAAUUGUGGGAGGCAUGAAUAAUUUGUCUACUCUCCAUCUUACACAUUGUGAAGAGAUAGAAUGCAUCUUUGAUGCAACCUAUGAUUUCAAGGAAGAUGAUUUAAUUCCCAGGUUGGUCGUGUUACGCCUUAAGAAUAUGUUUAACUUGACAGAACUGUGUCAUGGUCCACCUCUGCAAGUAUUACACUACUUUGAGAAGCUAGAACUACUUUAUAUAGAUCGUUGCCAGCAGUUACACGUCAUAUUUCCAUCGGAAUGUAAAUUGCAAAAUCUUAAGAUCCUCAGAUUAACAUAUUGCAUGACCGAUGAAAUACUCUUUUCAGAAUCUGUUGCCCAAAGUAUGCAUCAACUAGAAGAACUAACAAUAGCAGGCUGCAAUGAACUGAAGCAUAUAAUUGCUUUAAGUGGAAGCGAUCAUGGUGGUUGUAAUACAAGUGAAGAAAUAAUUCCAACUCCAAUGGACUCUCCCUUUUUGAUGAGCAAACUAAGGGAUAUUCUUAUUUUUAAUUGUAAAAGUUUAGAAUCGAUAUUUCCAAUUUGUUAUGUCGAAGGACUUGCACAAUUGCAAAAUAUGAGUAUAGAAAAGGCUCCUAAGCUGGAAUAUGUGUUUGGCGAAUGUGAUCAUGAAUACGUUUCAUCACACCAAAACCAUGUCAUGCUGCCUCAUUUGGAAGAUCUAAACCUGGUUGAUCUUGACAAUCUCAUUGGGAUAUGUCCAGAGAGUUGUCAAGCAAAGUGGCCAUCUCAGUCUCUGAGGAUACUACACAUACAAGGAUGUCCAAAAUUGGCUAUACCAUGGUUCAAUUUGAAGGAUGGCUAUGAUCAGAGUGAACAUCAUCUGAAUGAAAUUUGGAGUCUCCAAUGUCUUCAGAGUUUUACUUUGGAUAUUAUUUGGUUAUUGUGAAGAAUUGAAAUAUUUGUUCUCCAUGGAAACACAUACAAGCCUACCAGAGUUGAUGGAACUUUGCAUUUACAAUUGCGAAGAAUUGGAACAAAUUGUUGCAGCAAAUGAAGAACUUGUGCAGCUUCCUAAUGCUGAAUUGUACUUUCCAAAGCUAUAGUAAGAAAGACCGGCUGUAGUAAAAACAUUCCUGUGUAUAAAUGUAAAACUAAGCAAAUAUAAAUGUUCAUUUUUCUCUGAGAAAUCAAGUGGCAAUAAAAAUGUGUGAUACUAGUUCUUGUAA